AACAUUAAAAACUAAAACUAAAAAAGUACUAAAACAAACGAACAAAUCCCAAUAUUCUGUUAAUUCUUUUCCUUUCCUCAAAUCGAUCUCAUCGCCAUUUCACAUAGAGAAAGAGACUUCUAUAGGAUUAAUCAAUGGCUAGUCGAGUGGUGACGGUGGCACAAGACGGGAGUGGAGACUUUACGACGGUGCAGGAAGCCGUAGAUGCGGUGCCACUCUGCAACACGUGUAGAACUGUGAUUCGUGUGCCACCUGGGGUUUACAGGCAGCCCGUGUACGUGCCGAAGACAAAGAAUCUCAUAACUCUUGCGGGUUUAAGACCUGAAGACACUAUCUUGACUUGGAACAACACUUCUGCCAACAUUGAUCAUCACCAGGCUUCGAGGGUCAUUGGAACUGGGACGUUUGGGUGUGGGACUGUGAUAGUGGAAGGAGAGGAUUUUAUUGCUGAGAAUGUCACUUUUGAAAACUCUUCUCCUGAGGGUUCAGGCCAAGCUGUGGCAAUUAGGGUGACUGCUGAUCGGUGCGCAUUCUAUAAUUGCCGGUUCCUUGGCUGGCAGGAUACUCUCUAUUUGCAUUAUGGGAAGCAGUAUUUGAAAGAUUGCUACAUUGAAGGAAGUGUGGACUUUAUCUUUGGGAACAGCACUGCUCUCUUGGAACAUUGUCAUAUUCACUGCAAGUCAGCAGGUUUUAUAACUGCUCAAAGCAGAAAAUCUUCUCAGGAGUCAACUGGUUAUGUCUUUUUGAGAUGCGUGAUUACUGGUAAUGGAGGGACUUCAUAUAUGUACCUUGGACGCCCAUGGGGACCCUUUGGAAGAGUGGUCUUUGCAUACACAUACAUGGAUCAUUGUAUUAGACAUGUAGGAUGGAACAACUGGGGUAAAGCAGAAAAUGAGAGAAGUGCUUGCUUUUAUGAGUACAGGUGCUUUGGGCCAGGUAGUUGCCCAUCAAAACGAGUGACAUGGUCAAGAGAACUGAUAGAUGAAGAGGCAGAUCAAUUUCUGAUGCAUUGUUUCAUUGACCCGGAUCCAGAAAGGCCUUGGCUAUGCCAAAGAAUGGCCUUGAGCAUUCCAUACUCCGCAUUGGAACUAUAAGCUUCAACAAUAAGCAUGAACAAACAGUGUAGAAUGAACCAAGCUCCCAGCAAAUAAUGAUUACUUAUAUGCACGACUAGUUUAUGUGUAAAAAGUAUGCAGGCUUUGUCGCCCAUAGCACAAUGCUUUUCUUUGGAAGAGUGGUUCUAAAACAAUAAUAGAAUUUUUGCCUAGAUUUCAAAUAUUUGCUUUCUUCUGUUGUUUAAUAAGCUUGGCUUGUAUGAUUUGAUAAUCAUGCCAUGUUAAAUGUUGACGUAUCGAGUAUUUUGUUAUUAGAGCAAAUCAUGAGUCGUUUUGGAAACUUUGGAGGA
Messenger RNA from Populus euphratica (Euphrates poplar), 1405 nucleotides. RefSeq names its product pectinesterase 31-like. The transcript has 6 exons. Lineage: Eukaryota; Viridiplantae; Streptophyta; Magnoliopsida; Malpighiales; Salicaceae. Gene Ontology annotation, molecular function: pectinesterase activity. The record is from RefSeq and is a predicted model, not a curated record. Gene Ontology annotation, biological process: cell wall modification; pectin catabolic process. Bases 135 to 1094 code for a protein of 319 amino acids.